Paramisgurnus dabryanus is the source of this 4465-nucleotide messenger RNA. The record is from RefSeq and is a predicted model, not a curated record. NCBI's taxonomy places the organism in Eukaryota, Metazoa, Chordata, Actinopteri, Cypriniformes, Cobitidae.
UUCUUCAUUUAGCAGUCUCUGUCUUUGUUGUUGCAAUGGAAGAUUUGCAGAAAUAACUGGAUCAUGACAAACAUAAUGACAGGAACUGGGUGUGAUUGUGUGUGUGUGUGUGCCGUCUGUUCACUCACAGUGGAGCAAGAGUUCAACAGCUUCAUUAUGCUGAGAAAAAACCCUCAACCAUUUUCAUGAACUUUUAUGGAUUAUCUAUUAUUCUGAACAACAUUCCACUGAGGAAACAUUAAAGAAGUUCGAGUUUUUAAAGCAGAAGGAUUUACCAGGAAUGUUUUAUUAUUUUAUUCCUGUUGAACCUUUCACGAUUCAACUACCUCAAAUUCGAACUGAUGUUCUCAAGGAUAACCAUGAUGCUUUCCAAGAUUAACACCUAACACCUUACCUUACAAUGAGAGAGGAUGGAUAGCGCAACCAGCCCCAUGUCAGAAUCUGCUGUUACCAAUGGAUUUGUAAAUAGUGUGUUCAAUGUUUCACUUGACGAAGAGAACAAAACAGAGAUCUCAUGGAUUGCAGAGUCCAGUUCCUCAUACUCCGUUACUCCCUGGCAGGCGGUCAGGAGAGAAAAACAGGAACCAAAUCGGCGGUCCAGGACCACAGGCAUCUGGAGGAUCCUGAAGCGCCACAAGGCCACCCCUGACAUGGAGAGACGACCUCACUCAAUGAUCCUCCCAGGUGAAGCAUCCUUUCUCAAGCUCUCCAUCACAAACAAAGUAAGAUCCUUUAAAAAUCCUUUAAAGUCACCAUCUGUUUUUAGAGGCAAAACUUGCAAGCCCUCCAGUGUCAAAUUUAGCAGUGAACUGAAAGAUGAUGUGAAUGGCGUGUGCAACGACUCUCCCUCUUCAGAGCACAAAAACGUGUUUAGAGAUAAAACCAAGAGACACUCAUUUGCAGGACCCAGUGCAGACUUCUAUUGCUCAUUUGAGGACAUAGAUCCAUCUGGAUUUCCAGAGAAUAACCAUCAGGUGCUGAAAGACAAUGUUAGCCACCAAAAUGAGUUUAAAUUUGCAGACAGAGUGACAUAUACAAAGAAAGGUCACUCCAACUUCCCAAACUGCAACAGUUCAUCCAUGACAGAUCAAGAUGAAUGUUACAUUAAGCAAAGCCUCAAGAUACCUCAGAGAAGAAGGUGGUCAAAAGGGGGUGAGGUUUUGAAUUACUUGAGAAAAAUUUCCCUAAAAGGAAGGGGUAGUUCAACUUUGGCAGAGAGUAGUUUUGAAUCUUUGAAUACUUUGGAUAAAACUAUUGAUUCUGAUUAUGGCUCAGUAAAUUUUGAAUUUGUGAAAGAUUCAAACUCGGCACCUGAACAAACAGGACUCGAAGGCAAAAGUAACCAUUUUAGAGGCCUCUACCGAUUUUUUAACACUGUGGCUGAAACUGCCAUGAAAUGGAGAAACUCUUCUCGUUCUUUUUCACCUCCUGAAGGACAACAAUCCCAUUUUGACUCAAGAAAACCUCAACUGUCAGGAGAGGUCGUCCAGAAUACGCCUUUGACAAUCAGGAAUGAGCAAAAAGUUAAUACCUCAUUUAGUGGUAAAUCUGUAUUAUCGAUUGACGUGCACAAUAUGGUCCCACCAGCCAAUGACUUGGAGGUUUACUCCCCUCCUAGGGUGCUGAAAACCUGGAAAAGUGGAAAAUGUCCAAACUUUACAGGUGACAAUAGUUCCCUGUGUAAUGACCCAGAUGGAUCUCAGUCACAAUUGUACUUGACUCCAAUCUCUCUAACUACAUCUGAGAACAACCCAAGAUGUGAAGAACCAAAGCCAGCAAAUGGGAAAGUAUCUAGCUUUGACAGCUCUGCUAUUAUUUUUUCAUCAAACCUCUUAUGUAGCAAAACAGUUAAUGAAGACCAAUAUAUUUGCACUGAUGGAAAGACGCUCCCAAAGUGCCCAGAGGACAUAUUUAAGGCCCUGUCACGUCCGCCUGGCCAGUCGCCUGCAGAGCCGCCGUUUAAAGUUCUUCUUCAACGUUGUUGCUCUCUACCACUUCCGGCCACUCUCUCUGCACUGGAGCCAAUGGACCUAACGCUUACUCCACCAGCUAAACCAAUGACAGGCAUUUUUCGUGUGAGGAACGGCAGCACAGGAUCCAGACGACAAAAGCGUUUCAGACCAGGAUCCGGACCAGUGCCUGUUAACAUGUUGAUCAGCGGAGGUUCAGUUGUCAGUGCAGAGGCAGUAUGGGAUCAUGUAACGAUGGCUGAGAGGGAGUUGGGUUUUAAGGCAGGUGAUGUCAUCAAAGUCCUGGAUGCCUCCAACAAAGACUGGUGGUGGGGCCAAAUCGAUGAUGAAGAAGGUUGGUUUCCAGCCAGCUUUGUAAGGCUUUGGGUUAACCAGGGCAGUGAGGCCAAAGAAUCAACAGAGGCUGUCAGAGAGGUACAUAAUGGACACAUUGAUGGAGGUCUGUGUAUUGGCCAACCACUUCAGAAUCGAGAUCAGAUGAGGGCCAAUGUUAUCAAUGAGAUAAUGAGCACUGAGCGUCACUACAUCAAACAUCUGAAAGACAUAUGUGAGGGCUACCUAAGGCAGUGCCGAAAGCGGGUUGAUAUGUUUAAUGAUGAGCAACUGAAAGUGAUUUUUGGAAACAUCGAGUACAUCUACAGAUUUCAAACAGGAUUUGUGCGGGACUUAGAGAAACAGUACAACACUGAGGAGCCACAUCUCAGUGAGAUUGGGCCAUGCUUUCUGGAACAUCAAGAUGGUUUCUGGAUAUACUCUGAGUACUGUAACAACCAUCUUGAUGCUUGCAUGGAACUCUCAAGAUUAAUGAAGGAUGGGCGGUAUCAGCACUUUUUUGAGGCCUGUCGACUCCUGCAGCAGAUGAUUGACAUUGCCAUUGAUGGCUUCCUGCUCACUCCUGUUCAGAAGAUCUGCAAAUAUCCACUACAGCUAGCGGAAUUACUGAAGUACACAGCACAGGAACAUAGUGAUUAUCGCUAUGUGGCAGCAGCACUGGCUGUCAUGAGGAACGUCACCCAGCAAAUCAAUGAGCGCAAAAGAAGGCUUGAGAACAUUCACAAGAUCGCUCAGUGGCAGGCCUCAGUCCUGGAAUGGGAGGGUGAUGAUAUUCUGGACAGAAGCUCAGAGCUGAUCUACACAGGUGAGAUGUCUUGGAUCUAUCAGCCUUAUGGAAGGAGUCAGCAACGAGUAUUCUUCCUUUUUGAUCACCAGCUGGUGUUGUGCAAAAAGGACCUAAUAAGACGGGACAUACUUUACUACAAAGGUCGCAUUGAAAUGGACAAGUAUGAGGUUAUAGAUGCUAUCGACGGACGAGACGAUGACUUUAACGUCAGCGUGAAACACGCAUUCAAGCUUCAUAACAAAGACACUGGUGAGAUCCACAUCUUUCUGGCCAAGAAGUUAGAGGAAAAGAUUCGCUGGCUGAAGGCUUUUCAUGAAGAGCGCAAGAUGGUGCAAGAGGACAAAAAAAUCGGUUUUGAAAUUUCUGAAUAUCAGAAACGACAAGCUGCUAUGACAGUCCGUAAAGUGACCAAACACAAAGGUGUAAGCCAGAGCAGAUGUGUGUUUCAAACAUGCCCAUCACCAUCCCUGGAUCUCAUGACACAUGGACACGUCAUGACAUCUGAUGACACACCCCAAGAAGAUAUAUUUGAAUUUCAGCUCUCCAAACCAGGACAGUCUCCAUUUCGGUUAAACUUUAGUAAGUUAACAUCCUUAAAAAAAUUGUAAAAAAUGGUUUGUUUAGCUGUGUUUUCAUCAAUAAGAAAUGACUGACAAUCAUGAUUCAGAUGUUCUUUAGCCCUGUUAAUAACUUAAGCUAUUCAAGACAAUCUAUCCAGACAUUCAUAUGUAUACUUGAUCAUUCUCCAUUGCUGUAUUUUAUCCUUUUACUUCUGGGAUACCAUUAUUGAGUUUUGAAGCUAAAGUGAUGAAUAUCUCAGCCGAAUGCUAGAAAAACCAUCAUGGCCAUCGGUUUAAUGUUUAUUGGUAAUUGUUUUGUUGACAGCAUGGUUCUUGAUGAUCAAAAAAUAUUUAUAUGAUGAUGUUCAUGUGUUACUUUACUAAACAUAUGCUGUACUGUCUGCAUACCAGGUAAGCAGGGCAAGGAAUGUAAGCUUACCAAAUCUUCUGAACAGGGUAUUCAUAUUGAUUGUGAUGAAUUUGUCAAACUGGGGACAAUAUGAGUGCUGACAUAAUAAAUUCUUUAAAAUUCACAUUUUCCUGCACUUAAAAAAUCACACAUGUUGUUUAAGGUUGCCUGAAUUAGUUUUUAAAUAUAUAUGUUUUGUUUGUCUGUUAAAGGUAAAAUAAAUGUUUGACUUUGCUUCCUACUGGUUUUAUUUUCUUGUACAAAGUACCAGGGGCGUUGCUAGGGUCAGAUGGGAUGGGGGGCUUAGCCCCCUGAAAACAUAACCCCAAAAACACAGCAAUUAAUUGUUGUUAUUAUUAUUAUGAUUGUAAUGUGAACAUAACAUAAAAUAAAAUGUUCACUCACA